Messenger RNA from Lolium rigidum, 2046 nucleotides. RefSeq names its product transcription factor IIIB 90 kDa subunit-like. The record is from RefSeq and is a predicted model, not a curated record. Gene Ontology annotation, molecular function: RNA polymerase III general transcription initiation factor activity; TBP-class protein binding; RNA polymerase III type 3 promoter sequence-specific DNA binding. The transcript is spliced from 20 exons. Gene Ontology annotation, biological process: transcription by RNA polymerase III; DNA-templated transcription initiation; transcription preinitiation complex assembly. Bases 155 to 1897 code for a protein of 580 amino acids. NCBI's taxonomy places the organism in Eukaryota, Viridiplantae, Streptophyta, Magnoliopsida, Poales, Poaceae. Gene Ontology annotation, cellular component: nucleus; transcription preinitiation complex; transcription factor TFIIIB complex.
CGCACGCUCGCUCGCCUCCUGCAUUCCGUUUCCACCCACCCCGUCCCCUCUCUCUGGCUCGUCUCUCCUCCCUGCAGCUCGGUCCCGUCUUCCUCGCGGAAGAAAAAGGCCUAUCUGAGUUGGAUCAUCCUCUGCGGUCGACUUCUCUUCAGCAAUGGGUUACUGUAGUCACUGUGACGAUGAAUGCCCAAUUGUGCAGGAUGAGGACACCAAUUCGCUAUGCUGUGUGACUUGCGGGAAGGUUCUUUCGGAGGAUUGGCUUACUGCAGGGACUGGUUUUAUCAAGGAUAGCUCGGGACAGAGCCGCAGAGAUGGAAGUCUUAUGGAGAGCAUUGAGGGUGGCAUUUCGAUAUCUCGCGCCAGAACUGAAGCGAAAGGAGAAUAUGAGAUUUCGCAGAUUGUCGAUGGCCUGCAUGUGAGUGGUAGAGAAGAUAUCAUUCGCACUGCUCUUAACUUUUAUAAACUAGCUCUUGACAGUAACUUUACUAAGGGCCGUCAAACAGCUCAUAUUGCAGCUGCUUGUCUUUACAUUGCUUGCCGGCGAAGUGAAAAACCUUAUCUUCUUAUCGAUUUCUCGGACUAUUUGAAAAUAAGUGUUUAUGUCCUAGGUGCUGUUUUCCUGCAGCUUUGUCAAACACUGCUACUCGGAGAACACCCAAUUGUUCAAAAGCUUGUAGAUCCUAGCCUUUUCAUCCACCGUUUUACCGAACGUUUACUGGGAAAAAGGCACAAUGCUGUCUCAGACACGGCUCUACGCAUCGUAGCUAGCAUGAAGCGAGACUGGAUGCAGACUGGGAGGAAGCCAAGUGGUAUAUGUGGUGCAGCAUUGUAUAUCGCUGCACUUUCUCAUGGAUACGAUUACACGAAGGCAGAUAUUGCUGCUGUUGUGCAUGUCUGUGAGGCAACGCUAUUUAAGCGCUUGAUAGAGUUUGAAAAUACAGAUUCUGGUAGCUUAACGAUUGAAGAUUUUUUGGCAAAGGCUGAUGAAGAGCCAGUUUCAAAAUGUUCAGCCAAGUCUGGAGAAGUCCUUUGCAAGCACAAGGAUAAGAGUGCCGAGCAUUUUUCUCAUGGACUUUGUGAGGAAUGCUAUGACAAUUUCACUGAGCUGUCAGGUGGACUGGAAGGUGGUGCUGACCCUCCAUCUUUCCAACGAUCUGAAAAACAAAGACGGGAUGCUGCUAAAAGAGCUAAGGAAGCUGACGUGGUUGAGGAAACACUAUCUGAGUUACAUAGUUCUGAUGUUGAAGAUAACAUCAUGGGCCCUGGGAAGAAUCGUGGAGGCAAAUAUUCGACAACUACUUCCAGCCAAAUUGCAAAUGAUUUUGUUGCUUCCAAAGAUCCUGAAGUGGAAGGUGAAAAUGAUCAAGGUGAUUCUGAUCCAGAAAAUCUUUCUGAUAUUGAUGAUGUGGAGGUUGACGGGUAUCUUAACAAUGAGGAGGAAACACAGAACAAAAAGAUUAUCUGGGAGGAAAUGAACAAAGAAUACCUAGAGGAACUAGCUGCAAAAGAAGCUUUAGCUGCUGAACUGGCAGCCCAUGGCGUGUCUGUUGGAGGGGAGAAACAGAAGAAACGAAGACGUAGUGAAGACAAGAACUCCGCACCUGCCGAAACACCAGCAGAAGCAACAUGCAACAUGUUGAAGCGGAAGGGUCUUGGCUCAAAAAUCAAUGUUGAAGCUGUUAGUGCAUUGUACAAUACUGACGACGAAGAUGGCAAAGCAAAUGUCAAAGAUGACAUGCACUUUGAUGAGGGUUAUGGACAAGAUAUUGAUGAUGGUGAAACAUUUGAUGCUGGUUAUGACAAUGGUCACUGGGCUGAUUUCAACGACGAUGGCUACGUUGAUGAUGGUGGUGGCGGUGGUGGGGCCUAUAAUGAUUAUGAUGAUGCUGAUUACUAGUAGUCACUUUCUUUUUUGGCAAAGUGACAAGCUGACCAAGACUAUUCAGAAUAUCAAGAUUAACAGAAAAAUCGCAUUCCAUUUUCAAUGCAUGGCAACUAGACUAGUCCUCGAGUCUAUGCAAAAUAUUAGGAAUUAAGAAGUAACAU